Molecule: messenger RNA, 1269 nt
Organism: Phaedon cochleariae (mustard beetle)
Lineage: Eukaryota; Metazoa; Arthropoda; Insecta; Coleoptera; Chrysomelidae
Source: the annotation of a GenBank genome assembly
AUGGAGCUGAAAGACAUUGCAGACCUCUAUGGAGAAGAACUUCACAUCAAACAAAUACCGAAAUUCGGCAGGCAAAGUCCGAGAGCACAAGAAAUAGCUAAAAGAUCGAAACUGAAUUCGGCAGAUGGAGCAGUGAUUGACGAGCACGAUCAGUUCUACAGGGAUCACAAACUUUUGUUGGCCCUUUUCAGAAUACUUGGUGUUAUGCCCAUCGAACGUGGCAAAAUAGGCAAGAUCACCUUCGGCUGGUUGAGUGGACCAAUGUUAUACGCUUACGUAUUUUACACAGUGAUGACUGUAGUAGUCUUGAUGGUCGGAUACGAACGUAUGGACAUUCUUCUCAACAAAAGCAGGAAAUUCGACGAGUACAUUUACUCCAUCAUUUUCAUCAUUUUCCUCGUUCCCCAUUUCUGGAUACCCUUCGUUGGGUGGGGGGUAGCUUAUGAAGUAUGCGAUUACAAGAACGGAUGGGGCACGUUUCAAUUGCACUAUUAUAAGCUUGCAGGAAAAAACUUGGCGUUUCCCUACUUGAGCACCCUGAUUGUGAUAAUCAGCCUAGGGUGUCUCAUACUGGCUUUCAUUUAUCUGCUGACGCUCAGCGCUCUGCUGGAAGGGUUCACCCUGUACCACACCACGGCCUACUAUCACAUCAUUACCAUGAUCAACAUGAACUGUGCUCUAUGGUACAUCAAUUGUAGGGCAAUCGGAAAUGCCAGCAAAGCUUUAGCAGAAACGUUUCAGGCAGAUGUUGAUCAUUAUUGUACAGCCUAUAUUAUAGCCCAAUACCGAGUUUUAUGGUUGGAACUUAGCGAGCUGUUACAAAAAAUGGGGAAUGCUUAUGCUCGAACAUACGCACUAUAUUCCUUGUUCAUGAUUACCAUUAUAACGAUUGCAAUCUAUGGAUUUACUUCGGAAAUUGUGGAUCACGGAAUAUCGUUUUCGUUCAAAGAAAUAGGGCUGUUGGUCGCUUCUGUUUACUGUAUGGUGCUGCUUUAUAUUUUUUGCGACUGCUCACACCAAGCUUCCGAAAAUAUUGCGGGAACUGUGCAGACAUCUCUAAUGAGCAUCAAAUUGAAUUCUGUCGAUUUAGAGACUACACGGGAGAUAGAAUUAUUUCUGAAGGCAAUCCAUUUGAACCCUCCUACAGUUUCUUUGCAAGGAUAUUCAGAUGUGAACAGACAGCUUGUCACUUCUAGUAUUUCAACAAUGGCUAUAUACCUCAUUGUAUUGUUGCAGUUCAAAAUAAGUUUGGUUAAUAUCCGUUCCUAA